Molecule: messenger RNA, 3901 nt
Organism: Cynoglossus semilaevis (tongue sole)
Lineage: Eukaryota; Metazoa; Chordata; Actinopteri; Pleuronectiformes; Cynoglossidae
Gene: brf1a
Product: BRF1 general transcription factor IIIB subunit a
Exons: 19
Coding region: 460-2520 (686 amino acids)
Biological process (GO): transcription by RNA polymerase III; DNA-templated transcription initiation; transcription preinitiation complex assembly
Cellular component (GO): transcription preinitiation complex; nucleus; transcription factor TFIIIB complex
Molecular function (GO): RNA polymerase III general transcription initiation factor activity; RNA polymerase III type 3 promoter sequence-specific DNA binding; TBP-class protein binding
Source: RefSeq, a predicted model, not a curated record
UGGGGGUGUAGUCUUUUUCACAGCAACUUCGUAUUAACACCUUCAAUAAUAAGUAAUAUUUUUUAGGUUUAACAAUAAUUGUCACUCGCCAGUUAAAAAUACAUCUUCAUUUAACUCACUUUCAUGAGACUGACAGGCGGGCCGUCGAACUGCUACCCCCCUGCGGACUGUGUUGGUAUGUUCCGGCUCUGAAGCACAUGUUAGCUGUGUAUAUGUGAGGGUUGCACUAACGUUGCAACAUGUGGAGGAUCAGUACGCGCUGAUUCACAAACUUUACAGCUCACCUAUGCAUUUCGAUUACAUCUACAUUAGAGAGAGAAGAGUCGGUACAGACGGUCAGUGUUGACGUGGUGGUUAAACUGCUGCCGGCGGCUUUGGACCCGGGCUGCUGCUGCUAACGGACUUUUUAUAAACUGCUUAUUUAAACUCUGAAGACUUUGAAGACUCCUCAGUGUCACCAUGAGCCCCAAGGUUUGCAAGAACUGCGGCAGCUCGGACAUUGAUGUGGACCAGGCGCGUGGAGAUGCAGUCUGCAUGGGCUGUGGCUCAGUGCUGGAGGACAACAUCAUUGUGUCUGAGGUGGAGUUUGUGGAGACUGGAGGUGGCAGUUCGCUGGCUGUCGGGCAGUUCGUGUCCUCAGAAGGAAACAAAAAUCCAGUUUUCGGAGAUGGACACGGAAUGGGCUCAGAGUCUCGAGCUCAGACGCUGCACAGAGCCAAGCAGCAGAUCAACACUCUGGGUCACCAGCUGCAGAUGAACAAGCACUGUCUGGACACGGCCUACAACUUCUACAGGAUGGCUCUGACCAAACACCUGACUCGUGGACGCAAGGCGUCUCACAUCAUCGCUGCCUGCCUCUACCUGGUCUGCCGCACCGAGGGGACGCCGCACAUGCUGCUGGACCUCAGUGACAUCCUGCAGGUGAACGUCUACGUCUUGGGAAAAACAUUUCUGGCUUUGGCCAAAGAACUCUGUAUCAAUGCCCCAGCUAUAGACCCGUGCCUGUACAUCCCCCGCUUCGCUCACAUGCUGGAGUUUGGUGAGAAGAACCACGAAGUCUCCAUGACGGCGUUGAGACUGGUGCAGAGGAUGAAAAGAGAUUGGAUGCACACAGGACGGAGGCCAUCUGGUCUCUGUGGAGCAGCUCUUCUGGUCGCCGCCCGUAUGCACGACUUCUGUCGAACCACCAAAGAAAUCGUCAGUGUUGUCAAAGUCUGUGAGUCCACUCUCAGAAAAAGACUGAACGAGUUUGAGGACACGCCCACUAGUCAGCUGACCAUUGAGGAGUUCAUGAAGGUGGAUCUGGACGGAGAGUGUGACCCUCCGUGCUACACAGCAGGACUGAAGAAGAAGAAGUUCCAGCAGGUGGAGAUUGAGCUGAAACAAAAGAUCGAUGACGUCGAAGAUGAAAUCCUUUGGUACGAAGAUGAGAUAGACACAGAGAUUCAGAAGUGCCGACCUAAACUGAGCGGAAUCUACGCCGCUUACGCUAAAGAAGAAAAAACCACCGCUGAUGACAUCACGUCAACGCCAACUGCAGAGGCCACUGACGAGGAGCUGGAGGAGGACGAGCUGGAGGCCGUGGCCAAGCACUUUGGUAAAGAUGUGGGCGAGCUGACGCUGGAGGCUCUGAUCGAACUUGAGAAGAAGAGGCAGGAGGGAGAGGAGGAGGACGGAGGUGUUCCCAGGCAGAAAGGUCCAUCGCUGGAGACCAUACUGGGGAAGAUGUCCACAUCAUCCACUCUGGGUCUUUCUGACUCCAUCAGCAAGUGCAUCGGAGAGGAGAAAGAGAACCAGGAAGGUGGGGACGAGGACAGUGGGGAGCUGGACCUGAGUGGCAUCGAUGACAAAGAGAUCGAUCUGUAUCUUCUCAGCGAUCAUGAGGUGAAGGUAAAGACGGCCCUCUGGAUGGCAGAGAACUCUGACUACCUUAAGGAGCAGAAAGAAAAGGAGGCAAGGAUAGCAAAGGAGAAGGAGCUGGGGACGUACAAGGAGAAGAAGCCGAGAGGCCCCUCGAAAAAACGUGCUCCCAUCAGAGCCAGCACGGCGGACGAGGCCAUCGAGAAGCUGCUGGAGCAGAGGAAGCUGUCCACCAAGAUCAACUACGACGUGCUGAAGGACGUCAACGUCAAACCCGGGUCCAGUCCUGCCCGCCAGAAGGAGACCCCGAAGAAAGAGCCGUCGUCCGUCAAACUGACUGGACGGAACAGAGGCUCCCCGCGAAAUGCGCUCAGCCUCAGCACGCCGCUAAGCACUCUGGGAAAAAGGCUGCAGCCCUUCAUCAGUGGACAGGCCAGUAAGAAGAUGGCCGUGGGUCAGGUUGCCAACCCAAACCCUCUGCCAGUGCCGGUGGAAAACCCCACGGGUGAAGGCGUGGUGGUGGAGAGUGGCCCGGUUGUCUACGAUGACGCUGCUGCCGAUGAUGAAGAGGAGGAGGAGGAGGAGCCCUGUGUCAGCGCCAUGGAGCUGAUGGGGAGCAACAAUUACGGCUCCGACGCAGAUUACGACGAGGGAUUCUAGCAGUUUCCUGGAUUAGCGAUGUUUGGGCAAAACGAAAAUGGCUAGCAAUUGAGAAUAGUGACUCCUGGUGGCGAAAGUGUGCACAUGAACAAACUGAGCCGUGGACACCAGGGAGAGGUCAUAGGAUCAGGACGGUUCAGGGUCUCCAGGACCUUUGUGGAGUGAAGGUCAGGAAAAGGUCCAGACUGAGAGAGAAAAAUAAUAGUUUACAUUUUUGUUUUUGUUUUCACGAAAACUAAGUGACUGUAUUCAGUAAAUGCUGUGAUAUACAGUCAUUGAACUGCUGCUAAAACAAGUCUUAUCAUCUUUACUUAAGUACUAACACUUUCAUCAGUUUCUUCCUCACUGAGAGCAGGAGUUCUGACUGACGGACUCUGACUCUCAUACUUGAAGAAAUAAAAAAACAAUAGUGAACAUAUCCCUUUAACACAGCACUUUGACUCCAGGACACUGGGGACUUGAACUGGUCACUGACUGGUUCACCUGACUUGUCUUUGCACUCCUGCGUCAUGCUCUUCAGGGAACAGGAGGCGAGUUGAUCAGGAGACGCAGGUCGGUCCUGACGCUCUCACUUUAUUCACUCCUGUCUUUCCUCUGUUUCUCCUCCAUAUUUACUGAUGCCUUAUCAAUAACUACUGACCCACCGGCGACAGACGGCUGUCGUCCGUGGGUCCGAAGCCAAAGUCUGACAGUGAUGCUGCCUUUGAACCAGAGGGAUUCAACAGAGACGUUAAUAUAAAAUGUUCUCAUUUCAAAGACUUUUUUUUUUUUCUUCUGUUGUUUUUAUUUUGCGAUUCCUCUCCCUCUGUGUCACAUGAGGAGUGACUGAUUGAAUUAACUUCCAUUUUUUUUUGUUAAUGAUUUUCCUGACUCCUCACCGAGACACAAAGUCACUACAAUCAUUUAUUUUCCUGUGACCAGAGGGAAGUCGCUGGGAGAAAAGAUCUGCUUGUUAUUUAUGAUUUUAUGAGGGUGUGUGCUGUGGAGUGACCAAGGUGGAAGGUUUUACUGUGUUUAAACCUGUCUGCUGCUGCUGAUGACGAUGAUGGUAGUGAUGAAGGUGGUGCUGUGAAAUCUGUUAUUUUGUUUGAUUUUGCUGCUACAGUAAAGAUUUCACUCAACUGUUUCUAAAGUCUUUCCUCUCAUUUUUGACAAAGAGCUGAAGUUCAUUUUGGACCAAGUGGUUCUUCAGAACCUCCUCUGUCUUCUGGUUCUGGUCCCUACGUCUCUGGUCCCUGGUGUUUCAGUCUUAGCUUCAGGUACCAGUUUGGGACAAAUUUGCAAAUGUUUUAAAUUUCACCUCCAUUUACUCAUACGUGACGGUCAGACCCGCAGCCAGUGACAACUCACUUCAGUGAUUCCCAACCUAUUUUGGCCCGUG